UUGUCAGUGCAAGCAGAGAAGCAAGCAAAUCGGGAGUGGGGACUGGGGUGCCGGGGCCCAAGCUUCAGCGUUUGUGUGUUUGACGGCUUCCAAGUCAGUCGACGACAACGCCGCCCCAGACUCAACCUCGACCCCCAAGUUUUGGCAAUUGAAUUCUGCCAUUGCUCGACCAGCCAGCCCGAUCGCAGCUAUGGCGAGCAAACUAGCUCCAAUGUUCUUGCGGACAACCCUGCGCACGGCGGCGGGCCGGGUAUCGCGGCCACAGGCCCGCACAAUUUCCCUGUCGGCGGCGAGGCGAAGCGACACUCUGAUGGUGCACCGCAACACGCCCGACAACAACCCCAGCCUGCCGUUCAAGUUCACGGCGGACAACGAGGCCAUCAUCGCCGAGGUGCUCAAGCGGUACCCGCCGCAGUACAAGAAGGCGGCGGUGAUGCCGCUGCUGGACCUGGGCCAGCGCCAGCACGGCUUCACCAGCAUCAGCGUCAUGAACGAGGUGGCGCGCAUCCUCGAGAUGCCGCCUAUGCGCGUCUACGAGGUCGCCUCCUUCUAUACUAUGUACAACCGGACGCCCGUGGGCAAGUUCCACGUGCAGGCCUGCACCACGACACCAUGCCAGCUCGGCGGCUGCGGCAGCGACGUCAUCGUGCAGGCUAUCAAGGAGCAGCUGGGGAUCAAGCAGGGCGAAACGACGGCGGACGGGUUGUUCACCUUCAUCGAGGUCGAGUGCUUAGGCGCGUGCGUCAACGCGCCCAUGGUGCAGAUCAACGACGACUACUACGAGGACCUGACGCCCGAGACGGUCAAGUCGCUGCUGGCGGCGCUCAAGGAGAGCGUGACGGAUGUCGGCAAGGCAGCAUCUUCAAAGGUGCCCGCGCCCGGCCCCCUGAGCGGCCGCGACACGUGCGAGAACAGCAACGGCCUGACCAACCUGACCAGCGAGCCCUGGGGCACAGAGACGACGAGGCAGGAUUUGUAGAUGGACGUGGGGGAGAGGCGAGACGAGACUGUAUAUAAAAACAGGUGGCAGAUUCGGAACGGGCCGAGGGAGAAGUCUGAUCUGAUCUGCCUGAGUGUGUACAAUUUAGAAACCUCCCGGGAGAAAAUAGAGCAGAGACCCCCCCCCCCCCC
Messenger RNA from Lasiosphaeria miniovina, 1131 nucleotides. Its product is annotated as NADH-ubiquinone oxidoreductase 24 kDa subunit. The record is from RefSeq and is a predicted model, not a curated record. The transcript has 3 exons. Lineage: Eukaryota; Fungi; Ascomycota; Sordariomycetes; Sordariales; Lasiosphaeriaceae. Gene Ontology annotation, molecular function: oxidoreductase activity. Bases 191 to 979 code for a protein of 262 amino acids.